Molecule: messenger RNA, 1494 nt
Organism: Chlamydomonas reinhardtii
Lineage: Eukaryota; Viridiplantae; Chlorophyta; Chlorophyceae; Chlamydomonadales; Chlamydomonadaceae
Exons: 7
Coding region: 39-725 (228 amino acids)
Biological process (GO): DNA-templated DNA replication; double-strand break repair via break-induced replication
Cellular component (GO): GINS complex
Source: RefSeq, a predicted model, not a curated record
AUUCGCGCGCGCGAAAGACACAGACAGCUCGCUCUAAAAUGGCUGACGUGCUGGGCUCGCUAGGCUUCACACAAGACUUACCUGACGAUUCAGCUGAGCUUGACGACUUCCACUUGCUGUCCAACGCACUACGAAAUGAGCGGAAUACACAAGAUAUUCUGGAAUACAAACACGACUUGGUGGAGCGGGUACAGCGGAGACUGCAGGAGCAGGCGGACCGCGUCGACACCUGGAAGGAGGCGGGGAAAAACCAGUAUGACGAUGUGGACAUGUCGCUGCCCAUCCUCUGCUCCACGCUCAAUGUGAACCGCUUCCGGUUCCUGUUAAAAGCCUACUGGCGCGCGCGGCUACAGAAGAUUGAGCGCUUCGCCACGCUCAUCCUGGACAAGCAGGAGCUCCAACGCCACUGCUCUCCUCAGGAGCUGUCUCACUGCCUGCAGUACUUUGUGGCCGUGGGCAAGUGCCUGAAGGAGGUGGUGCUGGCGAAGCUGCCCGAGGAGUUCCAGACGCUGGUCCAGGAGUCCCAGCUGACGGAGGCUCGCGACAUGAUCCCGGCGCCGCGCCUGGAUCGCUGCGUGUUCAUCAAGCUGCUCAAGGACGCGGGACACGUGGCCGUGGAUGCCGAGGGCACGCAGCUGGUGGACAUGAAGGCGGGCGACAUCUACAUCAUCCAGUACAGCCUGGUGCAGAGGCUGGUGCAGCAGGACAUUGCAGUGCUCAUCUGAGGACGGGGAGGAGGAGGAGGAGGACGAGGACGAGGACGAGGAGCAGGAGUGCAGGGAGGCAGGGGAGCAUGGAGAUGCUGCUUGCGAGAGCGCGGCCUGUGGCCCUGCACGGUGGUGCAGCGAUGGUGGCGCCGGCGGUGCAGGGCCUGGCGGUGGCGGUGGCGGCGGCGGCGCAGGGCCUGGGCCCAGCAGGGGCGGCAUGCAUGUGCGUAGCUGAGGGGGCAGGCAAGGCCACGUGGAGGAGGAGAGCACGGCGCCAUCCGAAUGCGCGGGGCAGGAGAUCUGCGGAUGAGGGCAGCUGCCGAGGGUUCUGGUCGGGCUGAGUUGUGGUGUGUCAGGAGGGACAGCAGGUCAGCAAGUGGGCGCAGGGGGACAGGGGUUGCGGGUUGUCCUGCCUAGCGUGCAGCGGGUGUGCGAUGGGACAGUGUUAAGGCAGGUUGGUGAAGUCUCGUAGGGUGCAGCUAGCGUGCAGCGGGGAAGGCAGGCGGCAGCGGCAAGGAUGCUGGAGGUAGCGUGUCACGAACCCUGCCCUCCCAGCCUGUACCGGCCUGUGUGUCCAGUCCCAGCCUGUACCGGCGGUAAGCCGAGCAUGCACGCGGACUGCCCAGCGGGCAGCGGCUGGAGAUGGAGGUGUUGCCGGCUAAGGGGUGCGUCAAAAUUUCGUCAGCGCUAACUGCGGCGGAUCGGCGGCUGUCAACAGGACGGGGGGUCCAGACAACCGAGCCUCCGAAGAGGGCCGAUUGGGCCUCACUGUUGCAUUCGCCCAGGA